AUGAUUGAGCAAGCCGUUGUCAUCGCGGCAUCUGAGCUCAACCGCUUGCGUGAGAACGCAAAACUCCUCAGCAAGGAAGAGGAAAUCGAGCAGAAGAAACGCGAGGAGGAGGCCCUGGCCGAGCGCCAAGCGAAGUCCAUCGCGAGAAAGGAGAAGAUCAGGCAAAUGGAGGAGGAGCGAAAGAGAAAUGCCAUUCAAGCUGAGACGGCCAAGGAUGCUCGAGGAGCCAAAGGUGGCGUGCUGGAGCGGGCCAAGCAGAUGCUGGACGAGGACAUGGACGACGUCAAGCACAUGAACCAGAUGAUGCUCUACUCCAAGAUAGUGACUAUCCGCGAUGCGCAGAUUCAAGAGAAGCGCAUGGUUCAAGCCGAGAAGGAGGAAGAGGAGCGACACCUCGAUGCCAUGAUGGAGAUAGAGCGCCUCAAGGCUCUGAAAAUGUACGAAGUUCGAGAGCAGGAGCGGAUGCAGUCGCAGCGGGCCGGUGCCAAGGUGAUCAUUGAGCAGAUCAAGGACCGACAAGCACAGCGAAUGAAGGAGGAGGAGCAGAGAGACCAGGAGCGAUCCUUUGUGCUGAAGCAGAUCGAGUCUCUCAAGGCUGAGGAGGUAGAGCAGCAGCAGCAGAAGAAGCUGGCGGCUGAACGGCUCAUGCAGGAGGUCAAUGAAGCCAAUGGAGCCGCCAUGAAGAUCAAAGAGGAGCGCAUGCUCGCUGAAAAGCUUGAAGAGCAGAAGAUCAUCGAAUACCAAGAGGCCAAGGAGCAGCGGGAGCGCGACCUUGAGGCCGAGAAGUCCCGGCUGGCUGCCGAUAAGGAGAGAGAAACCGCCAGGCUGAGGGCAAUGCAGGAGAAGGCUCAGGACAAGGCAGCUGAAAUGGAUGCACUCCGGGCAAAGAGAGCCAUGGAGGCAGCUGAGAGGGCAGCACGCCAGAAGGAGGCAGCAGAGAAGCAGAAGCAGGAUCGCAUGAACGCCGAUCUCAAAGAGGCGCGCUUCCAGCAGCAGGCAGAGAAGGAGCGCCGCUUGGGCGAGCAGGCGAAGUUCGAGCGCGACGAGUUCGAGCGCAUCAUCGAGGUGCAGAUGCAGCAGGAGGAGGCUGAACGGCAACGACAGGGUGAGGAGCACCACAUGCGCCUCCAGCACGCUCAGGAGCUCCGACAUCAGAUCGCGGCACGAGAAGAAAAAGCUUACCAGGAGCGACGUGACUUCCUUGAAGAGGGGAACUCCGUACGAGCAUCCAUCGGCAACGAGCGCAAGAAGUUAGAAAAGAUCAAAGCUCGUGCCUUGCCUGCACAGCGAGGGCAUGUGCGGAAGUACAGUGUCAUGACGGUUGGGAGUCGGGAGUAUCUGACGGUCAUUGUGGACUUUGAGUCUUCAGGGCCCGAGCGUGUGAGAAUCAGGCAAGAUCGAGGAGCUCAAGAAGAGCGGCGUCCCCGAGAAGUACUGGGCAGAGCUUGCAAGGCGGAAGAGACAUAA
Molecule: messenger RNA, 1467 nt
Organism: Symbiodinium necroappetens
Lineage: Eukaryota; Dinophyceae; Suessiales; Symbiodiniaceae
Source: the annotation of a GenBank genome assembly